This is a messenger RNA of Phyllotreta striolata, 3367 nucleotides long. NCBI's taxonomy places the organism in Eukaryota, Metazoa, Arthropoda, Insecta, Coleoptera, Chrysomelidae. The record is from the annotation of a GenBank genome assembly.
UAACUUUAAUUUGUUUAUUGAAUUUUACUACUGCGACAUUCGCGCUGUUUUUUCAGUUCGGAAUGAAUUUUUUUAUAAGUAGUUUUUGUUUAUAUGCAUAACUAAUUGCAUCGGAAUUGCGUCCGUCAUUUGCCAAGUAUCGCAUGUUAUUUCAAUGCAUUUAAAUUGGUUGAGUUACGAAUUGAAUAGUUAUUUAGUUAUUAUUACUCGAAAUAAGUGCUUUCACGUGUACCCUGAAUGUUAUUUUUUCAAUGUCAUUACCUUAAUUAGACAUAUGCAUGCACAUCCGAAGCAGUUUCUAUUUGAAAACAUGGUUGUUUUCCAGAAAAGUCCAUCGACCAGGUCAGUUAUUGUUAUGUUAUAUGUUACUUGUUUGUGCCUAUAGGGAGUUAGAAUAAUUAAAUUCUGUGGUAAUUUAAUCGUUAAUUACAGUUUAAUUGAAUCGGGGAAUUCCCCAAACCUCUUUGGAAUCUUCCUAUUACCGACUGUCAAUUUUUAAAAGUUGUUAAAAAACUAUUCCUUUUUGUAAUAGCAUCAUCGAAAUUACUAUUAUUAUCGUACGGGAUUCAACACUAAUUUCGUUUUGAACGGUAUUUCGCAGUCGCGGUUCAACGUGCUUAGGAAUUUCUAUUCAUUGUGUGUAUACGGAUCGCCUCGAAAGUUAAAAAAGCACUCGAAAAAAAAAACGAAAACGUUCCGCUCCCCACGUAGACCUCAAAGCUCGAGCUCGAGGAGCCGGCUCAUUCUGGUGUGAUGAAUUUCUUGGGACCUGGGUUGGGCAUCGCCAAGGACCUAAAAAAAUGUAAUAAUAAAAGUUGCCGUCUGCCUGCGGUCUCUUUCUAGCGCUCGAACGUUGUGUGGUAUUUUCGUAUUUCGUCCAUAGUGUCGAGGGCAUGCAAUGAAAACGCCCCACGUUGCGAUUUCUUCGGCAUUUUGUAAAUUUAGUUUCUUCAGUGAUAACUGUAAUAUAGAAUAUGACUUCUUUCGUAAAACUUUUGUGACGUCAUUCGUGAAUCUAAAGGGACAACCUUUAAAUAUUAAUGGGCCUUGGUCUUUUUUUUAGUUUUUUGUUAAUGUCAUUUUGACGUUUGACGUUAAAUUUGAAUUUCUUUGCAGUUCAUUGAAAAAUUCAAUAAAUUUCAUUAGCGAUAGUUUAUCACUUUUAGUUAUUGUCGAAUGAUUUGUAAAAUAAUUGUAAUUUUCGACUUGAUUAUAUGCUGAAUAGGCCUGUAAGUUAAGGUCACUUUAAAUUAAACGUCAAAACUGUGUCAUGCUAAACGUCACAUUUAUUGAUUGCCAGAAUCCUGGAAAAAUCAACGUAAACAAUUCGUGGGCGUAUCAAAAACGGUAUCGUAUAUUUAUAUUACGUAAAAGCGAUAAAUUAAUUACAGUUACGCAAGUUGGCAAAGUCGUUUUUUGGUUAAAUUUUGCUCGUCCAUUCAAUCGAUCGCCGAGCGCGCGCCCCGUAUUUCGGUGUGCAACCGACGCUCGCGCGGCGUCCACGAAUCCCUCGCACUAAUUUAGUAAUUUCCCGAAUCCAUAUCCAUACCAUACCCGGUCUGCGUGCUACGUCGACUCCUCGCUCCUCGCGUUUUCGUUUCGAGAGAUUGCGCCGCAAGAAUUCCUCCUAGUUCGAGUUCGUGUUCGUAGUAGUGGCAACGACAACUGCGCCGUUCGUACGUCGAUCGGCAGCGCACGAAAGUAGCGAUUCGAAGAGAAAUCCGUCCCGUCGGGUCGAAAUCGUCGAAAGAGCGCAUUUAUGUCGGUUAGCCUGUUGGAAAAGUCGGGUGAAAACGUCGAAAACCAUGAAGUGUUCGAUGUGAAAUCGUCGCCUCGCCUUAGUAGUAAGAUUUCAUGCUCCUGAAGAGGCUGUAGACAUGACUUCGAUUGUAAUACCUCACCAUUCGACGAAAUUUGAUCAACCUGACAACGGCACGAAAGACAGAAGCUCCUACGAUCAUCACACACAAACCGUAGAGGAACCAUUGAAUUUCAAAAUUUUCGAAGACAGAUUGAAAACGUUCAUCAAUUGGCCCAACCAAGAAGUGUCUAAAAUCGAUUUGGCCAAGGCGGGUUUCGUGUAUACGGGCGAAGAUGAUAUCGUCAUAUGCCCUCUUUGUAAGAUAGAAGGGUACCGUUGGGUAUCUGGCGAUGAUCCGAUGGCCGACCAUCGAGUGUGGAACCCGGAUUGCGCAUUCUUCAGAGGCAACAUAGAACACGACCAUUCGGAGGGUACCAGCAGAUCAGCGGAUACUUGCGGUAUAUUCGGCGUCGACGAACUCCCUAAUUCCACGCCGGAGAGCAAUAAAAUCAAUAAUCUACAAAAACUAGGAGUGAAGACGGGCAAAGGUCCGCAUAAUCAGGAUAAAAUCACCUACGAGAGUCGAUUAGCAACAUUCCAAAAUUGGCCGAGGUCUAUGAAACAACGUCCCUCCGAUCUAGCAGAAGCUGGAUUUUAUUAUACGGGAAUAGGAGAUCAAACUCUGUGUUUCCAUUGCGGAGGGGGCUUGAAAGAUUGGGAAGAAAACGACAAUCCCUGGGAACAGCACGCAUUGUGGUUCAGCAAGUGCGUGUUUGUUAAUCUAAAAAAGGGCAAAGAUUUUAUAGAAGAGGUGAAGAAUAAGGCUGAUACCGAACUAUCGAUUCCGAGUACGAGCGGUCUCCAGAAAACCAAAGAGGAGAAAAGUGAUAAUAAAAGUGAAUGUGUUGUAGAAAACGAAACGAAACGCGAAUCCGAAGCGACUGAAAAAACACUGUGUAAAAUUUGUUUCAAAAAUGAAUUAGGUGUCGUUUUCUUGCCAUGCGGACAUAUCGUUGCGUGCGUAGAUUGCGCAGCUGCUUUAAAGACUUGCGCGGUGUGCAGACAGCCCGUAGAAGCUGCGGUCAGAGCGUUCCUAUCAUAGAUCUCAUGUUGUAUAUAUCCUUCAUCUUUUAUUUCAUGCAAUUAUUGUUCAAUUCACAUUCAGGAUCUAGUCAAGUUCGUUUGUUAGUUUCGUCAAAAUCGAUAUCAAAAUUUAAUAUGUCAUUGAAAUGUCAACAGACAACUACUUUCUUUAAUGGACAAGGACAAGUAGAUGUAGCAUUAAGAAAACAAAUCUAUUUUUAUACUAAGUACAAAUUUUACAUAAGCUUAUUAUUAGUUACACAAAAUACGCUUUGUAGGUUAAAUAAAAUGAAAUGCUUACAUUUUAGACACCACACAACAUUAACAGCUAUAAGUCUUAUCCUUUUAAUUAAUACUAUUUUUGAUCAGUUGUCCGAAAUUAAAUUAUUUUCACUUAAAAUUUUUCCAAAACUGACUAAGAACCUUAUUAAUAUACUAUGUUUGUGUGUAUGUUCUUUAAUAAUAAAAAUGUUUUUAAAAAUA